AUGACUUCCGCGGGGACAUCCAUUGAUCAGUUAACAAGAGAUCGAAAGCCCUUCAAAGACACCAUAUGGCUCGGCGGAGUACAUGACGGAUACCCUCAAGUAUCCUUUGCGGAAUAUCGCAAAAUUCGAAUCACUGACGAAGUCAAGUCGAAUGCCCGAAAAUCCGCUGCGCUAACGCAGAGUCACCUCACGUUUGGGUUGCUGGAAUCGGUGAUGAGGGUACGGGUGCAAGAGAAUGUCCUGCUUAGAAAGCAGGACAACGGCGAAGUCAUCGUAGUAAGCGAUAACUUGUACCAGUUGCUGAGAGUCUGGCAGUAUCGUAUCCGUGAAGAAGGAAACACAGAUUAUUGCCAACAGUGGGCAGCGGAUGUCCAGGGCAUACUCACCCAGGCGGAAAGAAUCUUGUCGCUCGAACUCCAUUUUGAAAGCGGUUCUUUCUUUCUUGCGCGUUUGCCGCUAUAUGACUUCGAGAUGAUCUUAUUGCAGUUGGCUUCCAUCGGAGAGGCCCUCACGGAAGGCAGGCUCACAUUCCCAUCAUCUGUACAAGUAUAUCGUGGGCUUUCGCGGUCGGCGCUGCCAGCCUGCACCGAAAGCAAAUGGAAGAGGCGGGGUGGUGUCCAUUCCUCAUUCGCAUCGCGUCAGAGAGACCAACCGCCCUUCCCUGACGUCGCUGGACCACUUUCGCGUGGACACAUACCAGUGCUUCGAUGGGACAAAGCGCACCACAAUUUCCUUGUCGGAACCUCUUCGGAUAACCCCUAUGUCGCAAUUUCUCACGUCUGGGCUGAUGGUCUUGGGAGUACCACAGAAAAAGGACUUCCGAUGUGCCAGAUCGACGCUCUUGUGCUCGCAACCCAGCGGUUCAUUUCCACUGGGGCAUUCUGGAUUGAUUCUCUCUGCGUUCCCGAAGUACGGGAUUUGAGAAAACGGGCGAUAGGUUUGAUGUCGAAAACCUACAGAGAUGCUCAAGUAGUGUUGGUACUGGAUUCAGGAAUACGUUCUUGUUCCAUAUCGGCUCCACGCGAGGAAAGGCUGCUCAGGGUGCUAUCGUCUGGUUGGAUGCAGCGACUAUGGACCUUGCAGGAAGCGCUGCUCGCAAACAAACUGGUUUUCAUGUUCCACGAUGGUAUACUCUCCAUCGAUGACCUCCUGCCAACAAGACCCGACUACGAAGUAAAGGAUACGCUCUUGCUCUCUCUUGCGGCAGAAGUUUUCCGUCUCACGAAAUACAGGCGAUACUCAUUCGUGAUGCACGACGGAUUCACUAUCGCUGACGUCGUAACUUGCCUUCGACAUCGAAUGACGAGCAAAGCCGAAGAUGAGACUCUCGCCAUCUCAGGUCUUCUGAAUGUAAACCCCUCUGGGCUCGUAAAUCUUGCCCCACAGCAGCGGAUGAAGUCGCUGCUUCUUGGUGUGGGAAAGGUUCCCCGUAGAAUAAUCUUUCUGAACGGAGAAAAACUUUUGGAUUUCGGAUUUUCCUGGGCUCCUAGCACACUUAUGGGGCACAACAUGGACAUCGGGUUUGAGGCAGAUGCAAAUGUAAGCCCCACUGGCUUGCAUGCAGAUUAUGCAGCCAUCUACUUCCGAACGACGAUGGUCAGCACACAGCGAACAAUCCGGUUGCUUCUUCCUGAGGAGGAGGUUUAUGUGGAGGUCGAUCAUGAUGGCAACCCCUUUGAAUGCAAUGCCUUACUCCUUCCAGGUCAGGUGGCAUCGUACAAUUUCGGUCCGGGUGUAGCUGUUCUUGUAACAGGGGCAGAUACAAGCAAGAGAGAAGAGCCCGCUGGGGACAGAUUCGUCUGCAAGUAUCAGAUGCGUUUCCUGCUUGCAUCCAAGAGCCUGCGGUCGGACAAGGAAGGGCCAACCAAUAAAGAUUUUUUACGUGUCCAGGCAAAGAGUGGGAUGAUGAGAGUCAAACUUGUCUGA
This is a messenger RNA of Pisolithus orientalis, 1926 nucleotides long. RefSeq lists its product as uncharacterized. NCBI's taxonomy places the organism in Eukaryota, Fungi, Basidiomycota, Agaricomycetes, Boletales, Pisolithaceae. The transcript is spliced from 2 exons. The record is from RefSeq and is a predicted model, not a curated record. The coding region runs from base 1 to 1926 and encodes 641 amino acids.